Galleria mellonella (greater wax moth) is the source of this 2132-nucleotide messenger RNA. RefSeq lists its product as uncharacterized. Gene Ontology annotation, cellular component: lysosomal membrane. The coding region runs from base 110 to 667 and encodes 185 amino acids. The record is from RefSeq and is a predicted model, not a curated record. The transcript has 5 exons. NCBI's taxonomy places the organism in Eukaryota, Metazoa, Arthropoda, Insecta, Lepidoptera, Pyralidae.
UGUCUUCUGUGGACUCUGACUAUUGUCAUUGUUAUUAUAUUUUUUUAGAAAAUUGGGAAUUAUUAGUGUUUUACAAUAUUGAUAUUGUAGAUUUCCCCAUACAUACACAAUGUAUUUGAAAUAUAUUUUAAUAUUUUUGUCAGGGGUAAUAAUUGUAACAGGCCAGUCCUAUGAAGACAAAAGAUGCAAGUGUGUGUGCCCAAGUCCCGCUGCGGUCCUCAACAACACAGCGGGCUCCGACCGAAGACUGUACAUUGCCAAUGUACCACCAAAUAAAUGCAACUGCGAUGGUGUGAUUUUGCCGCGCGUUGGAGCCGACAUCAAGGGACGAGAGCAGGAGUUCUGUCCAAGAUGCGAGUGUAAAUAUGAAAACAGAAAUACUACUAUCAUCAAGGUUGUGGUGAUAAUAGUGAUAUGGGUGAUAAUGCUGUUGGUGGUGUACAUGGGCUUCCUGAUCUGUUUGGAUCCACUCAUCAACAAGAGAGCUAAAGCGUCUUACCAGGAACAUACUAAUGAAGAUGAUGAAAGUACAGUGGGAGGACCAUCGCAGCCUAUGGGAGCCCGCGGCAACGUGCUGAACCGUGUCACUCAUCAACAAGACAAGUGGAAGCGUCAAGUGCGAGAGCAACGCCGCAAUAUAUACGACAGGCAUACUAUGCUCAACUAGCUGGCUUUGGUACCAUUCGAAUAACUGAUAUACCAAUUUCAGACUUAUUUUUUAUUCCCUUUUCCUUUUAAAAAAAAGCAAAUAUCGUAGAUUUUAAAAAUUGACAAUUAUUAAGGCAAAGGAUAUUCUGUAAAUUAUGAAAUCUUUAUUUAUUAUAAACCAAGGCCGCUUCCUUUAUUUCUCUAUUGUAAUUAAUCAAAACAAUGCACGGUUCAUUGUUUUACAGCAGAAAUAGUUAGUACUCAGGCAAUUAAAAGUACCACAAAUAGCUUAGAACAUAAAGCAACAUUCUCUAUUUUUUAAAUUUUUAUUUGAUAUUACAGCGAGAUGAUUACUCUAAGAAUCAGCUAGAUCCAAAUUUAUUAUAGAUAUUAUCAUCAUUUCAGUUAAUCAGUUGAUGUGAUCAACCGUGAAUUAUCUGCUGCUUAACAUAGGCCUCCCCCAUAAAGUGGGUUUUGCCAAUAGUUGCCACGCUAGGCAGGUGGAUUGGUAGUUAGGCUUUUGGUGAUAUUCUAAGAAGGACAAUUUGCCCAUCCUUGGACUAAUAAGUAUUAUUAUAGAUAUGUGGCGAAAUGAUUUUAAAUUCUAGAUGGCCAGUGUCUCACUAAAUUUUUUUUUUAAUUUUGAAUUUAGAGAAUGGAUCUAUAGAAUCGAACCUCAUACUAUAUCCAUAUUGUUAAAACAUCUGCUAAUUAGAGGCACCCCAAGCCAUGAGUAUUUAAUAACAUUGUUUAUAAUUAUAUAUUUUUAGAUUAGAAAUGAACUAGUAAUCUAGUAUGUAAAUAUUAAUGGCAACAUUUGUAGAGCUGCUACCUAAUUUGUAUUUUAAUAAAUAAAUAAAAUUAAAAUAAUGUAUAAAAUGUCUAAAACUUGAUUAAUUCUUAUAUUUAUUUAAUCUGUAUUUAUGUUCUAUGUAAUAUAGCUUUGUCACAUUUAUGGCAUGUUCAAUUUUAUAAUUAAUUUUGAAAAUUUGUAAAGAUUAACUUUACUGUUUACCUGAUAGCAGAAGAAAGUAGCAUUAUGUUUUAGCAAUGUAUUUAUUAUAUGUGUUAAAAUGUAAGUAAAUUUUUUUUGUAUAUAAAGGUUUUUUAUUAUAUUUACUCAACAAAUCCAAUUCAGAACUAAAAGAGAUGAUAUACGAAGAUCAAAAUUCAAUUUACGUUCGAAACACAAAGAAGCACAAACAAAACAAAUUAAUACAUUUUUUUUUUGUAUUUAAUAUAAAAAUCUCAAAAAUAGGAAGUCACAGAAAAUAGUUUCAUAAUGUACAUUGACACAAGCCUAAAAAGUUAGGCUGGCGUGGUUUUUGCUGAAUUGUUUUUAAAUUUCAAAAAUAUGAAGAUUUUUUUAAUUUUUUUUUGCAUUAUAUAAUAUGGAAUAUCUGAAUAAAUACUUAAUCACAGAAUAAUGUGUUUAAAAUAUGUGUUGUAAAUUAUUUUAUUUAAUAAAUAAUUUAUUUAUAAUA